Messenger RNA from Amborella trichopoda, 1218 nucleotides. The record is from RefSeq and is a predicted model, not a curated record. Lineage: Eukaryota; Viridiplantae; Streptophyta; Magnoliopsida; Amborellales; Amborellaceae.
AUGACCCUCACCAAUGAUGAUGUUGAAGCAGUAGCAAUCAAAUCCAAGAUUGUAAGCUCUGAGGCAUGUAAUGGGCAAAUAGAAGAAGAGCCCUCAAGUGUGGCAACUAUUGAAGCUCUAGUGAUCAAUGAAGUGCCAGAACCCUAUGGAGACGAGAUUGCGCAGCGUAAGAUAACAUUAAGGCAGUUACAAGCCAAGAUGAGGUCAAAAGGCGAAAUGGUGGAAACUUUGCGCCAAGAGGUUAGGAAUCGAGAACUAGUGUAUGGCAUGGUAGCUGAAGCAUUGAAAAAGUACAAUAUCCCAGUGAUGGAAGAGUUGAAUCUCUAUCAAAAGCCUUACCCAGCGUAUGUUGACAAAACUCCAUUCCCACCCGGUUACCAAAGACUCAACUUCCCCAAGUAUGAUGGCACUGGCUCGUCACAACAACAUAUAGCCCACUUCAUUGCUGCCUGUGGCAAUACAACGAACAUUUACCAGCUAUUGCUUCGGCAAUUUGUGGGAAUUCUUACGGGACCUGCAUUCAAAUGUUACUCUCGGUUACCACCAGGGUCAAUCUCAUCAUGGGUACAAAUGGAAGAAGAGUUCCUCAAGCUUUUCUGCGACAUAGAAAAGAAAGUGCAACUUUUCGAGCUUCUUGAGGUAAGACAAAAGCCACAUGAGCCAAUGAUCGAAUAUAUCGAAAGGUGGCGUACUCUGGCCAUCAAUUUUACCACUCCAAUAGGUGAGCUCCAAGAGAUGGAGUACUACAUAGACAGGAUGCACCAAGAAUUGACUUGUUAUGUCACCUCAACAUGGCCUCCUAUGUUCACCAAGAUGGUCAACAAGGCAGUACAAAUCAAAAGCUUGCUCAAGCACCAUGGAAAUGUAUCUGAGCCCUUCACAUUGGUCAAUGAUGAUGAUCAGUUGGCAGAUGCAAUGACAAAUACCAUGCACUCCUCAAGUCAAAGUUGGAACAAGAGUUAUUCCUUUGACAAGCUCAUGGUCCCCAAAUUGCUUGAUAUCCUCCUAUCAGAGGGGAUGAUCGAGCUACCCAUGCCAAAAAGACCGGGAGAAGUCAGAGGGAACAACAAACCCAAUUACUGCCAAUAUCAUAGAAGACUUGGUCACAAGACCGAGGAGUGCCAUGCCGCUAAAGAUAUCAUCCAGAACUUCAUGGAUAAGGGAAAAUUGAAUUUGGGGCCUGAUUCCACACGUGAUCCAGUGCCACACAUGGUCUAA